GAGAUUGCCAAGCAUCAACUGAUUUCUAUGGACUGACCAGUCGCUACUCUCAAUAACAACACUCUGCUCGACACAGACCUGCAUCGGCUCUUACUGGAUACUAUCCAACAGUUGCCCCAACUUUCCGCCUCCGCAAACACACAUUCUCACCACCAUGGCCUGGCUACCGUGGAGCUCCGGGUCCUCAGACGAGGGCGGCGUAAAGAAGACAGCCGGCGGCGCAUUCGAGAGCCCAUCACGAACAAACCGAAAGAUGUGCUACGCAGCACGUGAUUCCUUCUUCGAGUGCCUCGACAAGAACAACAUCCUCGACAGCAUAAACACAAAGUCAGGGAGAGAGAAGGCGGAGACGUUCUGCUCGCAGUUCGACAAGGAGUUCGAGAAGAACUGCGCACACAGCUGGGUCGAAUAUUUCAAGAAACAACGAGUCGUCAACUACCAGAAGGAACAGACAAUCAAGAGACUGGAGUCGCAGGGUGGAGAGAUCACAGCACCGCAACUGCCUCUGCCAGGCCAGAAGUAGACGAUUACGGACACGCCGCUCACGACGAUGUACAAUAUGUACCAUAUGUAGAAUAUACCAUGGGUCCCUAGGAGGAGAAAAGCUCAAACAUCAUCGCCGACACAAGGUCGCUAGUUGUAUGAGAUUGACUACAGGUCUUACGAAUGUACAAGUGUGGAGCCGUACCGCCGUCUUCCUAU
This is a messenger RNA of Macroventuria anomochaeta, 702 nucleotides long. RefSeq lists its product as uncharacterized. The record is from RefSeq and is a predicted model, not a curated record. NCBI's taxonomy places the organism in Eukaryota, Fungi, Ascomycota, Dothideomycetes, Pleosporales, Didymellaceae. The transcript has 3 exons. The coding region runs from base 155 to 523 and encodes 122 amino acids. Gene Ontology annotation, cellular component: respiratory chain complex IV; mitochondrion; mitochondrial intermembrane space. Gene Ontology annotation, biological process: mitochondrial respiratory chain complex IV assembly.